Caenorhabditis auriculariae is the source of this 7906-nucleotide messenger RNA. NCBI's taxonomy places the organism in Eukaryota, Metazoa, Nematoda, Chromadorea, Rhabditida, Rhabditidae. The record is from the annotation of a GenBank genome assembly.
AUGGGCUUGAACUCACCGAAUCACGGCGUUAUGCCGACACAAGAUAUCUGGAAUGCACCCAACGGAGAUCCGCUCGAGAGCCAGCGCAUCUGGGGCGACACUAGCUUUCCUCCGCCACCUAUUAAUAACGGUUAAAACUUUUUCGUACUUUUUGAAUUUUUCUUUUGAGAAAAAGUAAAAUGUUUACCUUCCAGAGAAAUUAUUUCAGUCAUACUAUUAAAAACAAAACAAUCAGGUCUUCUCUAGUUGUUACUUCCUAUUGACGAAGUUUUCGCUUGAAAAAAUUUAAGUUAUCCUUUUUCUUCACUUUUAGAUUAUUGAAUUGUUGACUUUCCACUUCACUUUUUUCACUUUUUGAUAAAGUUGGGUAUUUUAAUUUAAUUCAGUUUAAAAACGUGCAGCUAUCGGUUAGAUCUAAAACUUUCUUCUCAGAAACAUCCGGAAAUUCUUGGCGCAAAAUUCGUUUUUUUUUUUUCAGGAAAUUUUAUGCUUAGCACACGUAAAGACGUCGAUGUUGGAGACGCAGAUUGGCGCGUUGCGAGUGCGGCUGGCCAUAAUUUGCGCCAGGUUUGGAACGACACCCCGGUCUUCGAAAUGUCCUGGAAACCGCCUCAGGUAAUUUCUCUUUCAAAUGAUUUUUCCUUCGAAGAAACCUUCUCAUCACUUGUUAUCUGAUUAGUUUUUUUGCGAAGAAAAAGACAUCUUUUUUUCUCACUUUUUUUCAAAGUUUUUCACGAAAUUCAUGACCAAUAGUUAUUCAUUUUUUUAUUGAUUGUUCCUUGAAACUUCAUUGAUAAGUUUCAUACCCCGUUUCGGUCUUUCAUUUUUCGACAAAUGCAGUUUCAGCUUUUUCCAAAAAAACUUCAACAAAGCCUGUAGAUUUUUCAUUAAUUAUCUGAAUUUCUGUGCAAACGCAAUUUUUUCUUAUUUUUUUCUUCCGGUUAAAAAAUGAAACUGGUUUCUUUUUUUGUUUCUGCCCUCACAUUCAAUUUUCUAAAAGUACUUUCGCAAAGAAAUAAAUUAUAUAGUUUUUGCAUUGGUUUCUUGAACCAAAUAAAGUUUCUAAAAAAAAUCAAGGUCAUGUUCAACUCAUAAACAUUCAAAUUUUGUAUUUUUUUUAUUGAAAAAAGUUUUGUAGACUGUAAAGAAAAUUGAUUUAUUAAAACAAAAGAACACGUAAGUAAGUAAAAAAAAAAUUUCCAGAGAAAAGAUUCAGUGAGCUCUACCUGAGAACAUUCUUGAAAUAGAGAGAAAAAAAAAUAAAGAACCAGACUUUUUGAGGGCGUCUACGAAGAUGGAGCAGUGAUGAACGGAGAAGGUCACGGAUGGCCGCCUUCGAAUCCCCGCGGACUCCCGCCGCAGUCCAUCCCCAGACACCGCGGCCGCGGUUCCAUGCCUCCAGGUUAAAUUCCUUCGUUUUCUCUUUUUUUUUUCAGAAAUAUUUUUCUCCUUUCGGAUUUCGCAAUAAAUCGUCAUAGUUCAUUCGAAUGAAUAGUCUCCGGAAAAUACUAAGAGAAUUGUGUGAUAAAAAGUUUAUAGUCUAUUCAAAAUAGAUGUCUUUGGUACUUUCCCAACUAUGGUCAGAUAAUUGUGAAAGAAUCGACUUCUCAUGCGCAUGUCCUUCAAUUUUAAACACCUCUUAAAGCUUUUUUUUUCAGGGGAACAUAGUUGGUUUUCUUUUUUUCUUUUUUCUAGGAGCCCUAUAUUUGUGUUUUUUGCGCGAUUUCUAUAAAAAUAAAAGUGAAUAAUAUUUUUUUUACCGACCACAACUAGCGACGUUCCAUUGAUGCUGGCUAGAACUAUGUUUUUUUUUUAAAGGACCAAUGGGUGGUCGGACGGCUCCUCCGAACUUCCGACAGCAGUUCGGACAGUCGCCCGGGCCUCUCGUCGCCGGUCCUUAUUUCGCGACGCCUCCUCCCGACGUCCUGAUGGACAUGAACACGGCCAUGAUGUCUGAUAUGUCUCUUGUAUGUUUUUCUUUUUAUAAAUCAUAAUUUUAAAAAUGGUCUAAAUCUAAUUGAAUUUCACGGUCGCUACGGAAUCAAAAAGGUUUUGAAUGUAAAAAAAAAAUUGAGGUACUUAGAAAACACGACUUUUCCUACUUUCAAUGCACAUAGAUGAGAUACAGCCAGACAUUUACUGAGUUUCCUUUUUCGAUUAAAAUUUCCAGAACUUGGCCUUUAAAACAAGGAAAAUUGCUUUGAAACAGGGAAAGUUUCUCUAAUGUAGCCACACGCUCGAUAAAAAAGAGAAAAGGGGGAAAAGAAGAAUUUUAAAAAAUUUUAAAACGACAUCGAAAUUGUUGUUUUAAGUCAUAAAACACGAAACUUUGAGUUUAAUUUGUGUUGUGUGCUUUCAAAGACAAUUGGCUGUUUGCUUCACUUUCACAUCGAGAAAAUCAGACUUAAAUAUAUUUUUAAAAUGUACUUUUGUGGGUGGAAAAUGAUUUUGAAUCAAUUUUUGAAUAUUAUUGGCAACGUUUGCGAAAUAUGCAUCUUUCGUUCAGAAAUUUCCACAAGAAGUACUUGUUUUUGUUUGACGGCAGAGAAAUCCAUCGUUUCAGUUCCUUCAAUCGGUAUGAUAUUUAGGGAGGACCUCCACCAAUGAUCCCGAUGCCCCAAAGGUCUUAUGUGAACAACGGCGUGAUCAAAGACUUCAACUCGCCCUGGCCGCCCCCGCAGCCUCAGUUCCCGCAGGAGGAAUUUUUCGACCCUAAUGUGACCCCUUACGGAGCUCCGAUGAAUGGCAUGCCCCAAGGCGUAGGUUUUUAUAGUUCUGUAGAAAAUAGAUUGCCUUUUGAACUUUCGGCUAGCAAGAUUUUGUUCUAAAAAUGUUUUAUUUAUAACUUUCCUGAUUCUCUUCUUCCACGCCAUGAAACUCUCACAACAGUGAACCUUUCAUUUCAUUUUAUCAGUAGGGAUUGUUCCUUUUUUGUAAAUUUACUGAACCAUUUGAAGUUUUGGCUCAAAAGAAUCUAAUCCAAUUAUGACCACCAAAAAACACGCACAACCUUUUUGCAAUCCAAUGUGGACUGGCUCUAGUGACACAUCCGUCCUUGUGUGUGACGGCUGUAGAAUCGGAAGUUGUGGUUUCCCACUACCAACAUUUCUUAAAUCCCUUGGUUAUGUCGAGAAUGAGGUCGAACUUGUGACCCUGUGGACCGUAGAGUGGCACAUAACCUAUUGCGCUACGGCACGCCACCUUUUUGCAAUCCAAUAAUCUUGGUCGAAACUUUAAUUCGGCUUUUCAGCGCGGAAGACCGCCGUUUGGACGACAACCCAACUCCGCGAACAACAGACCGCAACAGUUCUUCAGACCGCAGCAUAAUCCUCCGCAGCAGCAGCAAGUGUUCUCUCAAGGGAUGAUGGCUCAGCCCCAGCAACCUUUCUACAAUCAUCCGCAGACGAUACACCAGCAGCACGUCCAGCCGUUCCGACAACCAUACGCACCUGUUCAAGGUCUGCCCCUCAGAAAAUAAUAUUUGUUGAAAGAAAAAGUUGCAGGAAACGCGAUGGAUGAUUAUGCCAUGUGGACGGAUGAACAUGACGAGGAGGCCAAGAAGAAGAAACAGUUGAAGGACAAGGGUUUGCUCGGUUGGGGCGACGCCGAGGCCGUCAGUCAGUAUAAUUUCUUUUUUCUUAUUCUUUUUUUUUCGCGCGGACAGGACCAACUAAUCAAGAAGUCUUUGCCGACUUUUCCGUUUCAACUUUCUUGAUUUUUACCUUUAUGCUCAGUACUAUCGAGUUACAGUUCAUAGAAACCGUGUUAGAGAAAAGAUCUUCUCUUUCAAAAAGUUGACGUCAUCAAUUUUCCCACGUUUUUUUGGGGCCAUGGUAUUAUAGGAAAGUCAGAAAAUAACAAUUAAAAACCCUCUAAAAAAGAUCGAGAAAAUUUUGUGACUUAAAGUGACUUCAAAUUCAGCGAUUUUUAGUAUUGUUAUGACCGGAAAACUGGAUAAAACUCAUCUGACGCGACUAUUUACAGGGUGACAAAUAAAUAUUGAAACGCGUUUGAAACGUUAUAACUUUCUCAAAAAUCAACCAAACACCACCAAACUUGGAACAAAUUUUAUUCAUACAAUAUAGAAACAAAAUUCAAGAAUAGUUUUCAAAACGUCCUCCUUUAGCUUUGAUAACGGCCUUCAGUCUCUUUGGAUACGCAUCGAUCACGGCACGAAGGUAGUCGUCGUCGAUUUCGUCCCAUUUCUUGAUGAGCGCGGUCUUCAGAGCUUUGAUACUUGGGUAGUUCUUAGAAGAGACCUUCUCGGUCAGAUAUAUCCACACGGCAUAGUCCAUCGGGUUGAGGUCGGGCGAGGAAGCAGGCCAAUCAGCAGCCGAGAUGAACUCGGAAAAUUGGCGCGAUACCACUCUAGAGUCCCUUUGGCACGAUGAGCGGGGGCGCCGUCUUGCUGGAAGGUCCAUGGUCUGUUUCCGUAGUGAGAAUUGGCUCAGGGCAACACCCUCAACUUUAAAAUCUAUUCCCUGUAGUAUACUUGGUUCACUUUGACUUCAGGAUCCACAAAAAUCAGCGGAGUUUUGUCGUCAGCGGUAAUUCCGGAAAAAACCAUCACGGAAGCCGGAUGCGAAGUUUUAUUCAGAAUUUUUUCUUUUUCACAGGCACUCUGAUAGUCAGUAACGAUGAUCCGAUGAUUUUGGCCGUUCUUGUUCGCCUCCACAGUGAAGAUUUUCUCGUCGGUAAAUAGCGUCGUCAGAUGCGAGCCAUCUUUCGUGCCAGCGAGCAGCUUUCGAGCCUUUUUCAUCCGGAAUGUCUUGUUUUUUUUGACUGAGGAAGGCUCCUUUCUGCAUACGGUAGGGAAUCAUCUUCAGCUUGUCCUUGACAAUAGUUCUCAUCGAUCCUUGACUCAUUUCGUAUUCUUUUGACAUGUUUCUCAUGCUUCUUCCGGAGUGCGUCUGAUUUUCUCUCGAACGGCUUUGACUGCUUUUGGAGUCGUGACGGUGACUGGACGUCCCCUUCUUUGCAUGUCAUCUGAAGUACCGAGACGCCGAUAGCGUUGUGCAGAUCGAAAAACGAGAACACGAGACACUUUCAGCUUUUUACCGAUCUCUGAAUUCGUCAUUCCGUUUUUGACACAAUCAAUGAUUGCGGUACGGUACGGAGAUGGGGCCACCAUUAACUGAAAACUGAAAAGUAUGAGCUGUAACUUCAAACACAUGAUAAGUGAGCAUGAAUGAACGAAAUAAACAAAAAAAUUCGAAGGCCAGUCCUUCGUGCAAAAAGCAGCGAUCAAACAAAAAACGGUUUCAAUAUUUAUUUGUCACCCUGUAAUGUGUUCCCGGAGCUAUUACACUUCGUGAAGAAAAAAUUAGUUCGAUUGCAAAAGACCUAAAAAAGUUCUUUUCCAAAUUAAUUUUCGGAGUUUUUUACUUUCUUAGUAGCCCAUCUCUCAGUUUUUUUGAACAACAUUUCACUUAAAUUUUUUUUUGAAAAUUCACUGAUCUUAAUAAACCAGAAAGUUUGAACGAAGGGCAAACGUGCGUGAUCACAUAAAUACAAUAGAAAAAGGAAAACUUUUCGUAAGACCGAUUUGAUGAUUUCGUGGUUUUUUCGAUCUUGAUCUAAGCAUUCCGAUAAAGGAAGCUUGUUUACAGACUCUCAGCCUAUAAAGAACUGGCUGGUGGAUGAAGGCGAGGAGGAGGAUCUCGAAACGGCUUUGCAGCGCUGUCCGACCUUCCAGAAGCUCCGCAGACGUCCACAGGUUUUUCAGCGUUUCAAUUAUUAUCAAAUCGUAAACUUUAUCUGUGUAGUAUACAGCCGACUCAUGACUAGCCUGAGACAUCGAAAAAAUGGUACUGACAUGAUAAAAAAAGAGAUAUUGUUUGAUUAGUAGAGAGUGCAGACAGGCUAUAACUUUGGUUACAAGACAUUUAUACUUUCGGAGGCUUCUGAUCACUGAUUAAAAUGUCGGGUUCUCUCUUUGCAAAACCUGCUGUAUGGAGUUUUUUGAUUAACUCUUUUGUUAGUCGGUUUUUUUUUUGCUUUUUUCUUCUUUUUCCGUGAUUUUUCGUUCAUUUUGAGUUGAUAGGUGUGUAACAAGGCUUUUUCUGGAAUAUUUUUACAAAGAAAAAUACCCAUAAUUUUAGAAAAAUUUUCAAUUCAAUCGAGUUAACGAUUUGUUCAAACUGUAGGAUGUCGGCAGUCAAGAAGAAGAAGCGGAAACGAACGCGAAUUCGUCGAAAAACUGGUUGACAAUGCAGUCGAAGAAAAGCAUCGUUCCUUGUGGUUGGGGAGAUCUUCCUCCUGAGUAUGCCGAGAAGCUCGGUAAGAUUCUGAAACAACAGCUCUUAGGGAUAAGCUGCGAAGGUUUCCUGGUUGAUUUGGUGCCUACCUUGCUUCUCUAUCUCCAUUUUCCCUUUUUCGAUCGAAUUUCCGUUUCAGACUUCAAAACAUGGGAAGAAAUCAACGUCCCAACAACGAUGGUUUCGCCGCGCGACUCUGUCCAAAUGAGCAUGGCCCCGAUGACGUCUGCACCCAACGGAGGAGCGGUACCUUCUUCGACGUUACCGCCGGACCUCGAGAGAAUGCCCUGGAACCUGCCACACCAAGAACAGCGGAACCCCUUCUUCGCCCAGCACAUGAACCAGCAUCAACAGCAGCCUCAAGGAGAGCCUUCUUCCCGUUUCGGUCCCAACGAAACCUGGGUGCAGACAGAAGGCUUCCUGUCACGUCUGGGUGACGCCGUCGGCCUGGGUCCCGUCGACCAAGGUCCCGAGAGUGAAGAAAAGUUUGAGGGAUCUGCUGACAAAAUCGCUGAAAUGCUCAGGUUUGUUAGAAACUUUUUCGCGUAAUUUUUUUAACUUAUUCUUUUUAUUAAUUUUUAUUGGCUAUGAAUAAGUUAUCAUGCGGCGUUUACGGAUUCUGAAGGUCCAUGAAUACGUUCUCAGAACACAUUUCCUUUAACCGUAAUAUUCAAGCAAAGUAAUAAUAGUGAGAGUAUAAAAUGCGUAAUUAUAUAGUUAACUAAGUUCUCGCCGUUCAGAUAUGCUGUGGAGAAAGGUUAUUUGGAUAUGGAAAUGAUGACGCUCCCUCAACUGCCACCCACUGUCCUCGACCUUCUGUCGACGAUCCUCGUGAAGAUCCCAGCUUUGGACACGGUGGAGAGUGAAAUGAAGCAGUUGGUUCGUAACUUUUUCUUGUUUCUUGGUUUGAAAAAAAUAUUAGACUCAGGUUUUUUCUUCUUUUUUUUUUAACCAUAAAGUCGAAAUUCUAAUUUUCUUCCUUAUUCAUAAGAUCUACUGUGCAAUUUUCUGAGAAAUACAAAUUUUCGAACCUUUCUGGUUAUGCUUGCAGGCCUAGGUUUUGUACUAACUAUGAAAUUCGAAAAAGAAUAUCUUUACAAUCAGAACUUCGCAAAGGUAGUAACUAUAAAAGGUUUUGAUCGGAUCUUUUUGGAAAUUUUUUUUCGAAAAUUUCGUUUUCCAAUAAAAUCGAGCCUUCAGAGGCCUUUCCCAGUUACCCCUUUUUCAGCUUAGCAUCGAUUUCACCAGAACUUCAAACAUUUUUAGGCCGAAGAAUCUCGUCCUGCACACGUUGCAGCUGACGCUCAACCGACGACAUGGCUGAACGACGUUCAAAAAGUCGUACUCGACUUGUUUUGAAUUUGAAUUUAUCGAACUCUUUCCAGGUGGAGUACGAUCGUUUGGUCAUCAACGUUGUGACUUCGAAGAUCGAGGUCCAGGAGCUGUCGCGAAAGAUCCAUCGCGCCCUGGUCGAGGCAGGAGUGCUUCCGCCAGGCCGCGAAGCUCCUCCCAUGACCUUGCAACCAAAUUCGGCGGACUCUUCGAGCCACGCCCCCAACUCUCCGCCGAGUGCUUCCAUCGAGCCGGAGACGGCAAAUUCUGGACAGCCGCCUGUUCAGUGCGACUUCUACGACUACUCCUAUCUCUGA